This is a messenger RNA of Andrographis paniculata, 1081 nucleotides long. RefSeq lists its product as uncharacterized. The transcript has 2 exons. The record is from RefSeq and is a predicted model, not a curated record. Bases 1 to 546 code for a protein of 181 amino acids. NCBI's taxonomy places the organism in Eukaryota, Viridiplantae, Streptophyta, Magnoliopsida, Lamiales, Acanthaceae.
AUGUUUCUCCUCAAGGCCGAUUGCCAAGACGCCGACGGGUGGGAGCUGAUAAACGACGAUGGAUUCGUGCACAAGCGCAAAAAGCGGCCGCGCCUCGACCUCGCCGUUGCUUAUCACCCACUGGAUCCAACGGCAGGAAGGAGGUACCGUCGUCAACGGAAGAAGAGAGCUCUCGCGAAGCUAAGGAGCAAGUAUUUACAAGAGAUAAGCCGCUGGGAACUUUUAUCAAAAAAGUUGAAGGAAACGCAGCAGGAAGCCAUGACGUGUUCACUCAAGUGUCAGGAUCUGGAAACCACUACAUCGUCUGAUGAGGUAUUGAGCUCAGAACAACGGUGCACGUCAGAUUCCGCAAGACAUCGAGUAGUUGAUAAUCUUCUCUCCCGGGUUCAAGUUCAGGAGGCAUUAAUCAAAAGAUUUUCAGAUUUAUGUGAUGUAGCUGAAGCACUGUUGAACUCCCAAGAGGACAGAUUGAAACAACAGUUCUGCGACUUACCAAUUUGGGAAUCAUCCCCGCGUCACCUGAUGGCUGAAUUAUGUGAAAAAUAGCUAGCAGCAAGUACUUUGGUCAUAUGAAGGUAUAAUUCAGAUUGAGAGAGUUUCCAUUAGGCAAAGCUGUAUGAUCCAUUGCUAAAUGCUACAGUUGUAUGUUUGUGUGGUAUGUAUUUCUAAUCUAUCUUUAAUCAGUGAUCCUGUAGAGCGUAACCAUUCGAAAAAAAAUCUUGUGCUGUGUGGAAGAACAGGCUAGUCCACAAUGGAUGUCUUCUUUUCCUGACUUUGUGUUUCCCUAAUGUGUCUUGCAGGCAUUGUUUCCAUUUCUCUCUUUUUCGCCUGGUGAUUUGAUCUGAUUGGCCUUUCUAGGUUGGAAUUCUUGAUGCAGAAGAAACUUAUAGUGGAUGAUCAAAUCAAUUGGUUAGUGUGGGUAUGUGCUUGUUUGUUAGCUUAGAUCCUGGCUUUGACUCUUUUUCUUUCCUAUUUGGUUUGGUACCUGUUUUAUGGUGUUGUUAAUUAGGGGUGGCAAAUUGGGCCGGCUCCGUUUUUUCGUGCCUGCCAGCCUGACCCGAGAAUAUUUUGGAGCUGCUAG